Molecule: messenger RNA, 933 nt
Organism: Adelges cooleyi (spruce gall adelgid)
Lineage: Eukaryota; Metazoa; Arthropoda; Insecta; Hemiptera; Adelgidae
Product: E3 ubiquitin-protein ligase NRDP1-like
Exons: 3
Coding region: 242-691 (149 amino acids)
Biological process (GO): protein ubiquitination
Molecular function (GO): ubiquitin protein ligase activity
Source: RefSeq, a predicted model, not a curated record
AGAACUGGUGUUAUGUACUAACACUCGACAUACAAUACUCAUUUAGUCAAUACAACGUUUAUGUUUGCGUACUUCUGAAAUACAACGUUAACAGAUGUUAUGAGAAUAGCUGAUUACAGUAAAAUAAACAUAAAAACUGAUAUAAAUACCUAAAACUAACAAAUGUUCAGUGCUGUUUCUGAUUUUUUCUGUCAAGUUGUUUUUUAGUGUUACAGGUAUUUCACAAUAGAUAAACGAAAAAAUGAUGUGGAAAAUUAUAUUUGUGUUGCCAUGUUUUACCGUUUUAGUGAACGCUGUUGGAAAUCAUGAAGAGGGUUCUACAUCAACCGAAGGCCCGACACAAAAUCCAAAUAUUAGAGAAUGGGUGAAUUCAUUAGUAGUAAUAAACAUUUCAGAUUGGUCUACUUUGUCAACUGGACCAAGCAAAAAUCAAAAAGAUUUGGCAAGGGACGCAUUGAAAAAUAGUGGAUGUCCAACUGAUAUUGUGGAAGUUCUUCUUUUAAACAGUUAUAUAUUUAAUUGGCCUGAUCAUUUUAAAGAAAAAAAUCCAAAUAGAUAUACAACGACUUUUCAUUUAAAACUCUUGACUUGUAGACGUAUUCCAGGAGCACCAGUAGUAUACGUGUCUCAUAUUGAUAACAUAUGGGUGCCUAAGCCAGGACUUUUAUUCGUUUUCGAUAAACUUGAAUGAAUCGUAGAUUCUGAUUAAAAUCUGGCUGGCAGGAUUUAAUUUCACCAUUAAAAAAACCAUAAAUUUAAAAAAAAUUAUACUCAUAAUGAAAACAAAAUCUAAAUGUGUUAAAGAAUAGUAAAAUUUUAGUUAAAUUAUAAAUGAUUUUGUAAACCUAAUUUGUUUACACACCUAUCACAUAAAACAUACUACGAUUAUCUAAAAAUUGUAUUUGUUUUUACUAACGGAAUUAAAUAAAAUGA